UGUAACCGAAAAUUGCGCCCAAAUAUUUUUUUAAACGUGUUUUAAUUGUUUAAAAUCGAAAUUGGUCACGUUCUGGCACCACUGACUGUCAAUCCGAAUGUCAACAAGUUUCAAACAAUCUCGAAUAAAAUCAUGAAAAAAACGGGAAAUAAAUGGUUAGGUUUGUCGCUUGACUUGGAAAACGGGGCCCAGAAUGGCCAUCCCCCCAAACCUGCAAUCCCUUCGAAAAACGGCACUUCGGACCUGUCCCCAGUGCCUAAAAAACGCAGCUUUAACUUUCACCAACGCCUGGCGCCGAAAACGGUGCCCGACUUGGCCGUUCAUUCGAAAAAAAUCGCCGAAGUCGAGCACUGGUUACAAAACAACGUCUGUGAUAAUAAAAACAAUUCUCCGAAUGCGAAAUUCUUGUUGAUUUCGGGGCCCCCAGGGUCGGGCAAAUCAAUCACCAUUCAGGUUUUGUGCAAAAAAUUAUCAAUUGAUAUAACUGAAUGGGUGAACCCCCUAGACCAGGAUUUUGAGGUUUGUCGGGGGGCGAAUCAAGUGACCCGGUUCGUUGAGUUUUUGACCGAAUCCAAAUGGAAUUCUUUAUUUUCCACAGGCAACAAAAAAGUGAUUUUAGUUGAGGAGUUUCCAAACACGUUUUUGAGGAAUUGUGACGAGUUUGGGCCAGUUUUAGAGGAGUGUUACUACAAGGGGAAUUACCCGGUUAUUUUCGUGUGUACGGACACUUUCGAUAAUAAAAUUAAUCUAAGCGAGAAAUUAUUUAGUGAGGACGUAAGGGUUAAGUAUAAAAUUGCGACGAUUAGUUUCAACGGUUGCGCCCCAACUUUGAUGAAGAGUGCCCUGAAAAGGGCCCAAAACCUCGUGCAGGGGAAUCCCGAUUUAUUUAAAAUUCCGUCUCAAAGUACAGUCACUGCCAUCAUUUCCACAGCCAUGGGCGACUUGAAAUGCGCCCUAAAUCAGUAUUAUUUUGCCGCCCUUUUAGGAACUUCAGACCUGCCAACGAUCCAAACCCAAAAAUCGGGCACCAAACGCAAACGUGAUUCGUCCACUUCGAUUCAAAUAAUGUCACGUGACGAAAAUUUGGGCCUUUUUCACGCCCUUGGCCGCGUUUUGAACCCGAAGUUGGGCGAAAAUGGCCGACUUGCGUGCGAUUUUGACCGAUUGGUCAACGAAUUCACAACACAGCCUGGGCUUUUCACAGGGUUUUUGUUCGAAAAUUACUUGAAAUAUUUUGGGGAUUUGGUGGAUGCCAGUCAAGGCAGUGAGAAUUUGAGUUUGGGUCAAACAUUUCUAGAAAAGUUGGUCGAUCGACAUGAUAUUCUCGACUAUGCGAUUUGGGUCUCCGUCUUGGGCUUGAUGGUACAUAAUGGGCAUAAGGUGUCGCGAUGGAACCAAAUCAAGGGCCCCACCAAGGUGCAAAAGGUUGUGCCAAAUCGCGAGGUUUCAGUGACUGAUCUUUAUUACUACAACGUGAUUAACAAUAAGACUAAUUCGGGCUUUGUAUUGUCGUGAUUAAUAAAUUUGAAUUUGGCGCCUUA
This is a messenger RNA of Tribolium castaneum (red flour beetle), 1541 nucleotides long. RefSeq names its product Rad17 (gene Rad17). The transcript has 6 exons. Gene Ontology annotation, biological process: mitotic DNA replication checkpoint signaling; DNA damage checkpoint signaling; DNA repair. Bases 133 to 1515 code for a protein of 460 amino acids. Gene Ontology annotation, molecular function: DNA clamp loader activity; chromatin binding. NCBI's taxonomy places the organism in Eukaryota, Metazoa, Arthropoda, Insecta, Coleoptera, Tenebrionidae. The record is from RefSeq and is a predicted model, not a curated record.